This is a messenger RNA of Cyprinus carpio (common carp), 944 nucleotides long. RefSeq names its product 2-oxo-4-hydroxy-4-carboxy-5-ureidoimidazoline decarboxylase-like. Gene Ontology annotation, molecular function: carboxy-lyase activity. Gene Ontology annotation, biological process: allantoin metabolic process. The record is from RefSeq and is a predicted model, not a curated record. NCBI's taxonomy places the organism in Eukaryota, Metazoa, Chordata, Actinopteri, Cypriniformes, Cyprinidae.
AAUAUUGGCUUUUGCCAUUUCCAGUUUGUAGAGGACACACGCCGGGGCCAUGGAGAUAAACGUUGUAAAUGCUCUAACAUACGAGGAUUUUGUGAAACUAUUCGGUAAUGUGGUUGAGAAAUGCCCCCUAAUUCCGGCUGCAAUAUGGUCCUACCGGCCAUUCAAAGAUCUAGCGGACAUCGAGGCUCACAUAAGAGAAUUCAUUCACAGCCUACCAGACUCAGGUAAAGAGGGCGUUUUGCGGUGUCACCCUGAUUUGGCGGGUCGGGACACCCAGAACGGGACUCUAACACGCGAGUCUCAAGAAGAGCAGAGUCAAGCCGGGAUGACCACACUGGAUUCCGCAGAGAGUCUGCAAAUGUAUCGUUUAAACACAGAGUACAAGGAGCGCUUUGGCUUCCCUUUUGUCAUCUGUGCCCGUCUCAACAGCAAAGCAGACAUUGUGUGCCAGCUGUCUGAACGCCUGAAGAACGACCGCGCAACGGAGCGAGAGCGCGCGAUCGAAGAGGUGACAAAAAUCUGUAGCCUCAGGUUACGCAAUAUUGUCCUAUCUGGCAUUCAAACCAAACUGUAACUCAAGUUACCAUUGCAAAAAUUGUUCACUGCAUGUUUCUACUUGAUGGUAAAUAUUUCUUUAAGUAACAGACACAAAAAAUAAGUAGGCAAUAGGCUUUGUAAAUGAAUUGAUCCAUAUGAAAUAACAUUGUUAUAAAAACGUUAACCCCUUCAGUUAUGAAAACGAUAUUUCUCAGUAUUGUCUUCUGAAUGUUUUAUAACGUCCAGGUUUUUAAAUGUUUAAAAAAAACUUUUUUUCCCUCUUGGUUAUGUGAACGUUAUAAUUAAGGGAAAGUAGCCUAUUUGAUCAUUUUGCAAACGCAAUGGGAAAAUUAUUUUUGAAUGUUAUCUGAACCCUCUGAAGCUAGUAAGUAACAUCCGAAUAAAUU